Camelus dromedarius (Arabian camel) is the source of this 7137-nucleotide messenger RNA. It is a transcript of the gene CHD1, whose product is annotated as chromodomain helicase DNA binding protein 1. Gene Ontology annotation, molecular function: histone binding; ATP binding; DNA binding. The transcript is spliced from 37 exons. The coding region runs from base 493 to 5886 and encodes 1797 amino acids. NCBI's taxonomy places the organism in Eukaryota, Metazoa, Chordata, Mammalia, Artiodactyla, Camelidae. Gene Ontology annotation, biological process: nucleosome organization; regulation of transcription by RNA polymerase II. The record is from RefSeq and is a predicted model, not a curated record. Gene Ontology annotation, cellular component: chromatin; nucleus.
CGUCAUGGCGGCUGCCGGGAGCCGAUAAGCGGCGGGAGCGCGCGCGUGGCCGCGGCGGCGACGACGACUCGUUAUUUCUUGCUUUUCCUGUGCCUGCCGUUGGUGCUUCAAUAAUGAAUUGAUUGUUGGAUCCGCUCCUCAGGGGAUCGCGCGUUGGAGGCACGGGCCGGGGCUUCCCCUUCCCCUCCGCGUCCUUCCCCUUCCCCCUCCCCCUCACGGACUCCCGCUUACCCCAAGACGCCCGGAGCCCGAGGACUUCACUCGGCGCGGAGACCGCGGGCCCGGGCGCGGAGGAGGCCGCCGGUCGAGUCGGCUCCCUCCGCCCCGCGAAGCCUGCACGCCCGCCGGUGAGUCAGAAAGGGUUCCAGGAAACCUGUGAAUGUUGAAGAAAAUUCAUCUGUGAAUUUUUGAUAUUCAAAGAGGAGUCAGUAUUUAUAUUCAUCUUUUAAACUGGGAAGAUUUAUUUUUUGUUUUAAAACCUCGAUAUUUACAAUGAAUGGACAUAGUGAUGAAGAAAGUGUUAGAAACAGUAGUGGAGAAUCAAGCCAGUCGGAUGAUGAUUCUGGGUCAGCUUCAGGCUCUGGAUCUGGUUCGAGUUCUGGAAGCAGUAGUGAUGGAAGCAGUAGCCAGUCAGGUAGCAGUGACUCUGACUCUGGAUCUGAAUCUGGCAGUCAGUCAGAGUCUGAGUCAGACACUUCCCGAGAAAACAAAGUUCAAGCAAAACCACCGAAAGUUGAUGGAGCUGAGUUUUGGAAAUCUAGCCCUAGUAUUCUGGCUGUUCAGAGAUCUGCAAUGCUCAAGAAGCAGCAGCAGCAGCAGCAGCAGCAUCAAGCUUCAUCUAAUAGUGGAUCAGAAGAGGAUUCCUCUAGCAGUGAAGAUUCUGAUGACUCAUCGAGUGAGAUCAAAAGGAAAAAGCAUAAAGAUGAAGAUUGGCAGAUGUCUGGGUCGGGAUCUCCAUCUCAGUCUGGCUCAGAUUCAGAAUCUGAAGAAGAAAGAGAUAAAAGUAGUUGCGAUGAAACAGAGUCUGAUUACGAGCCAAAAAACAAAGUUAAAAGCAGAAAACCUCAAAAUAGAUCUAAGUCAAAAAAUGGGAGGAAGAUUAUUGGACAAAAAAAGAGACAGAUUGAUUCAUCUGAGGAGGAGGAGGAUGAAGAUUAUGAUAAUGAUAAAAGAAGUUCUCGUCGCCAAGCAACUGUUAAUGUUAGCUAUAAGGAAGAUGAAGAAAUGAAAACAGACUCUGAUGAUCUACUGGAAGUCUGUGGAGAAGAUGUUCCUCAACCUGAGGAAGAGGAGUUUGAAACAAUAGAACGAUUUAUGGAUUGUCGAAUUGGAAGAAAAGGAGCUACUGGUGCUACUACAACCAUUUAUGCAGUUGAAGCAGACGGUGACCCGAAUGCAGAUUUUGAAAAAAACAAGGAACCAGGAGAGGUCCAGUAUUUAAUAAAGUGGAAAGGAUGGUCACAUAUCCACAAUACUUGGGAGACAGAAGAAACCCUUAAGCAGCAGAAUGUUAGAGGAAUGAAAAAAUUAGAUAAUUAUAAGAAAAAAGAUCAGGAAACAAAAAGAUGGUUGAAGAAUGCUUCUCCAGAAGAUGUGGAAUAUUAUAAUUGCCAGCAAGAACUUACAGAUGAUCUCCAUAAGCAGUAUCAAAUAGUGGAGCGAAUAAUUGCUCAUUCCAAUCAGAAGUCAGCAGCUGGCUAUCCUGAUUAUUAUUGCAAAUGGCAGGGCCUUCCAUACUCAGAGUGCAGCUGGGAAGAUGGAGCUCUCAUUUCCAAAAAGUUUCAAGCAUGCAUAGAUGAGUAUUUUAGCAGGAAUCAGUCAAAAACUACUCCUUUUAAAGAUUGCAAAGUAUUAAAACAAAGGCCAAGAUUUGUAGCCCUGAAGAAGCAGCCGUCCUAUAUUGGAGGACAUGAAGGUUUAGAAUUAAGAGAUUAUCAAUUGAAUGGUUUAAAUUGGCUUGCUCACUCUUGGUGCAAAGGAAAUAGUUGCAUACUUGCUGAUGAGAUGGGCCUUGGAAAAACAAUACAGACGAUCUCAUUUCUGAACUAUUUGUUUCAUGAGCACCAAUUAUACGGACCUUUUCUAUUAGUAGUACCCCUCUCCACUCUCACUUCCUGGCAAAGGGAGAUUCAGACAUGGGCUUCUCAAAUGAAUGCUGUGGUUUAUUUAGGUGACAUUAACAGCAGAAACAUGAUAAGAACUCAUGAAUGGAUGCAUCCACAGACCAAACGGUUAAAAUUUAAUAUACUAUUAACAACUUACGAAAUCUUAUUGAAGGAUAAGGCAUUCCUUGGAGGUCUGAAUUGGGCAUUUAUAGGUGUAGAUGAAGCACAUCGAUUAAAGAAUGAUGACUCUCUUCUGUAUAAAACUUUAAUAGACUUUAAGUCCAAUCACCGUCUCCUUAUCACUGGAACUCCUCUGCAAAACUCCCUCAAAGAGCUCUGGUCUUUGCUACAUUUCAUUAUGCCAGAAAAGUUUUCUUCCUGGGAAGAUUUUGAAGAAGAACAUGGCAAAGGCAGAGAAUAUGGUUAUGCAAGCCUCCACAAGGAGCUUGAGCCGUUUCUGUUACGCAGAGUUAAGAAAGAUGUGGAAAAAUCUCUUCCUGCUAAGGUUGAGCAGAUUUUAAGAAUGGAAAUGAGUGCUUUACAGAAACAAUACUACAAAUGGAUAUUAACUAGGAAUUACAAAGCCCUCAGCAAAGGUUCCAAGGGCAGUACCUCAGGCUUUUUGAAUAUUAUGAUGGAGCUAAAGAAAUGUUGUAACCAUUGCUACCUCAUUAAACCACCAGAUAAUAAUGAAUUCUAUAAUAAACAGGAGGCCUUACAACACUUAAUCCGUAGUAGCGGAAAAUUGAUUCUUCUUGACAAACUCUUACUUCGCCUAAGAGAACGAGGCAAUAGAGUUCUUAUUUUUUCUCAAAUGGUGCGGAUGUUAGAUAUACUUGCAGAAUAUUUGAAAUAUCGUCAGUUCCCCUUUCAAAGAUUAGAUGGAUCAAUAAAAGGGGAGCUGAGGAAACAAGCUCUAGAUCAUUUUAAUGCUGAAGGAUCAGAGGACUUCUGCUUUUUGCUUUCCACAAGAGCUGGAGGUUUAGGAAUUAAUUUAGCCUCAGCUGACACUGUUGUUAUAUUUGAUUCUGAUUGGAAUCCACAAAAUGAUCUUCAGGCACAGGCGAGAGCUCAUCGAAUUGGGCAAAAGAAACAGGUGAACAUUUAUCGUCUAGUUACAAAGGGAUCAGUUGAAGAGGAUAUUCUUGAAAGGGCCAAAAAGAAGAUGGUUUUAGAUCAUCUUGUCAUUCAAAGAAUGGACACAACUGGGAAGACAGUACUACAUACAGGUUCUGCCCCCUCAAGUUCUACUCCUUUCAAUAAAGAAGAAUUAUCAGCCAUUUUAAAGUUUGGUGCUGAGGAACUUUUCAAGGAACCGGAGGGAGAAGAACAAGAGCCCCAGGAAAUGGAUAUAGAUGAAAUCUUGAAGAGGGCUGAAACUCAUGAAAAUGAACCAGGCCCUUUAACUGUAGGAGAUGAAUUACUUUCUCAGUUCAAGGUUGCCAACUUUUCAAAUAUGGAUGAGGAUGAUAUUGAGUUGGAACCUGAAAGAAAUUCCAAGAAUUGGGAAGAAAUCAUUCCUGAAGAUCAAAGAAGACGAUUAGAAGAGGAAGAAAGACAAAAGGAACUCGAGGAAAUUUAUAUGCUCCCAAGAAUGAGAAACUGCGCAAAACAGAUUAGUUUCAAUGGAAGUGAAGGGAGGCGCAGCAGAAGUAGGAGAUACUCUGGAUCUGAUAGUGAUUCGAUCUCUGAAAGGAAAAGACCAAAGAAACGUGGAAGACCACGGACUAUCCCUCGGGAAAAUAUUAAAGGAUUUAGUGAUGCAGAAAUUCGGCGGUUUAUCAAGAGUUACAAGAAAUUUGGUGGCCCUCUGGAAAGAUUGGAUGCAAUUGCUCGAGAUGCUGAAUUAGUUGAUAAGUCAGAGACAGACCUCAGACGACUAGGAGAAUUGGUACAUAAUGGUUGCAUUAAAGCUCUGAAGGACAAUUCUUCAGGAACAGAACGAACAGGUGGUAGACUUGGAAAAGUAAAGGGUCCAACAUUCCGAAUAUCAGGAGUACAGGUGAAUGCCAAGCUAGUCAUCUCCCAUGAAGAAGAAUUAAUACCCUUGCAUAGAUCCAUUCCUUCAGAUCCAGAGGAAAGAAAGCAGUAUACUAUCCCAUGCCACACAAAGGCAGCUCAUUUUGAUAUAGACUGGGGCAAAGAAGAUGAUUCCAAUUUGUUAAUUGGUAUCUACGAGUACGGAUAUGGAAGCUGGGAAAUGAUUAAAAUGGAUCCUGACCUCAGUCUGACACACAAGAUUCUUCCAGAUGAUCCUGAUAAAAAACCACAAGCGAAACAGUUACAGACACGUGCAGACUACCUCAUCAAAUUACUUAGUAAAGAUCUUGCAAGAAAAGAAGCUCAGAGGCUUUCUGGUGCAGGAGGUUCAAAGAGGAGAAAAGCACGAGCUAAGAAGAAUAAAGCAAUGAAGUCUAUAAAAGUGAAAGAGGAAAUAAAGAGUGAUUCUUCUCCCCUGCCCUCAGAAAAGUCCGAUGAAGAUGAUGAUAAGGAUGAGAUCACUUCUGUGAAACAUCCAAAUAAAAAAAUUAAAACAGAAAGAGACAGUGAAGAAAAACCUGAGCCAGAUGUUUGUAUAAAGAAGGAACCAGAAGAAAAGAGGGAAGCAAAAGAAAAGGAAAAUAAAAGAGAACUUAAAAGGGAGAUAAAGGAAAAAGAGGAUAAGAAAGAUAUAAAGGAAAAAGAUUUUAAAGAAAAAAGAGAAAACAAAGUAAAAGAAGCUAUACAGAAAGAAAAAGACAUAAAGGAAGAAAAGUUGAGUGAAUCCAAGCCUGAUAGCAAGGAACGAUCUAAGAAAUCUUCAGUGUCAGAUGCUCCAGUUCAUAUCACAGCAAGUGGUGAACCAGUUCCCAUAUCUGAAGAAUCUGAAGAGCUAGAUCAGAAGACAUUCAGCAUUUGUAAAGAAAGAAUGAGGCCUGUCAAAGCAGCUUUGAAGCAACUUGAUAGGCCUGAGAAAGGCCUUUCAGAAAGAGAACAACUGGAACAUACUAGACAAUGCUUAAUAAAAAUUGGAGACCACAUCACGGAAUGUCUGAAAGAGUAUACAAAUCCUGAACAAAUCAAGCAGUGGAGAAAAAACCUGUGGAUUUUUGUAUCUAAGUUUACUGAGUUUGAUGCAAGAAAAUUACAUAAAUUAUAUAAGCAUGCUAUUAAAAAACGGCAGGAAUCUCAGCAAAAUAAUGACCAGAACAGCAACUUGAAUACUCAGAUGAUUCGAAAUCCAGAUGUGGAAAGAUUAAAAGAGAACACAAAUCAUGAUGAUAGCAGCAGGGACAGUUAUUCAUCUGAUAGACACUUAUCUCAGUAUCAUGAUCAUCAUAAAGACCGACAUCAGGGAGACUCUUAUAAAAAGACUGACUCUAGGAAAAGACCCUAUUCUUCUUUUAGUAAUGGUAAAGAUCAUCGUGAUUGGGAUCACUACAAGCAAGACAGCAGAUAUUACAGUGAUAGAGAGAAACACAGAAAACUGGAUGAUCACAGGAGCAGAGACCACAGGUCAAAUUUGGAAGGAAGUUUAAAAGACAGAUCUCAUUCUGAUCAUCGUUCUCAUUCAGACCAUCGGUUACAUUCAGACCAUCGUUCAAGUUCUGAAUAUACACACCAUAAAUCUUCCAGGGAUUACAGGUAUCACUCAGAUUGGCAAAUGGACCACAGAGCUUCCAGUAGCGGCCCUAGAUCACCACUAGAUCAGAGGUCUCCUUAUGGCUCCAGAUCUCCAUUUGAACACUCAAUUGAACACAAAAGUACACCUGAGCAUACCUGGAGUAGUCGGAAAACAUAACAAAAACUGGUAACUGUCUUUCUGGACUUUUCUUUUAGCCAUAUAUCAUAAACCAACACAGUAAUUGCCUUACAUGACUUGAAAGAUAUAAACAGAUCUUCUAUCAGUAGCAGUAUUGUUACUUCUUUCCAGGAUGCAAGGUCUAUUAUCCCAACAGAAGAGAAAAUAUUUUUAUAUUUAAGGAUUAUGCUGCACUGUACUACAAGUAUUGUAGUACUUUUUUUUUUUUUCUUUUUUAAAGAAAUGGAAAAUGUUUACUAUAACAGGGACCUCAACACUGCCCUUCCAUAUAGGCUGGAUAAAACUGUUUUUAAGUCAGUGAUUUUAGACUGACAUCCAUUUAAAUUAUGUUUGUAUAUGAACUUUACUCUGACCUGUGAUCAUGUUUCAGGAAGGAAUGAAAGAGAGUUCUUUUCUUAAUAAAGAAAAAACACUCUAGGACUUUGUUCACUUUCCAAAGCUACUUGUUUACAUUGUACACUGCGACCACCUUGCCGCUUUUCAUCACAAGCUUGAAUAUUUAAAUUCUGUACUUAUAUCUGUAAAAUAGCCAGGAAUUUCCUGUUCGUGAUCUAUUAUUAUGCCUUUUUACACACACACAAACUAUGGCUGUAAAUUAUUGUAAAUGGAUUAAAUGAGCUUUCCUUACUUCCUUCCCCUUCUCAGGCUUUUUUUGACUGUUCCUUUCCCUACCAACUCAGGCCUUCUUAUCAUUAAAAAAAGAAUAUAUAUAUAUAUAUAUAUACACACACACACAUAUAUGUAUGUAUAUGUAUAUAUAUAUAUCUCAGUGUAAUAACACUUUUUAAUGAUUUGUCUUGAUGGAAUCAUUGUUUAGAAUGUAAAAAAUGGGGAAAGGGGCCACUUAAUUCCAUUAGUCUGUUUUAUAUUGACUGUUUUAUUAGAUAUAUGUUAUUUCUUUCCUUUUUUUCAUUUUUUUAGUCAAUAUUGUGUUUGUAGUAACAAAAUGGUGAGAUAAUAUGUAAAAUCUAAACUGCAUGCUCUGGAAACUUUUUUUCAGAAGCAUUUGGUUUAAAAGCGUAGGUGUAUGAACACUUUGAGAAUCCAAACGGCCAAAAGUUAUUGUAAAUCCAUUUGUUUUCCUUUUCAUGUGGGCAAUAAUGUUAAAUGUGCUAUGCAGCCAGGUAACAUUUUAGAUAAACUUGAUUGACUUUUAAUAUAAACUGUUACAAUGCACACUGAUUGUAUAUAAAAACCUUAUAUAUGACAAAUUAAAUUUAAGAAAAAGGA